This is a messenger RNA of Prosopis cineraria, 1088 nucleotides long. RefSeq lists its product as uncharacterized. The record is from RefSeq and is a predicted model, not a curated record. The coding region runs from base 291 to 884 and encodes 197 amino acids. The transcript has a single exon. NCBI's taxonomy places the organism in Eukaryota, Viridiplantae, Streptophyta, Magnoliopsida, Fabales, Fabaceae.
UCUUGAAUGCUAUAAAUUAUCUAUGGUGAUCCGUGAUUAAUAUCUUCCCAAAUAAUUUCCCCACUCCAGGGCGAGUAUAUAAUAAAAAUAAAAGAGAUGUUGGUGGGACUGACAUUAACUAUCAGUGCCCCCACGCUGAGAAUGGGUUCAGAUUACAGAGAAGAUUGAAGAAAGAUGAGAGGAAAAAUCCUCUCUGCGCUUUGAAUCACAAAGCAAAUUAUGAUGCGAGAGGCACUUGUUUACUUAUAACUCCAAAAUCAGCUAUUCAACUCCACUUUCCUCUUUCUGCUAUGGCCAAGCCUCACAGAGAGAGGCCACCUUCCUCUUCCUCUUCCUCUUCCUCUUCGGGACGCACCAACCUCGCCUCGUGUCUCGUCGCCACCGUCUUCUUGAUUUUCCUUCUCAUCGUCGUCCUCCUUGUUUACUUCACUGUGUUCAAGCCUCACGACCCCAAAAUCUCCAUCAGCGCCGUCCACCUUCCCUCCUUCUCCGUCUCUAACGGCUCCGUCAGUUUCACCUUCUCCCAGAACGCCUUCGUCAAGAAUCCCAACAGAGCCCUCUUCACCCACUACGAUAGCUCGCUUCAGCUUCUCUACUCCGGCAACCAGGUCGGCUUCAUGUUCAUCCCCGCCGGCCACAUCGACGCCGGCCGUACCAAACGCAUGGCCGCCACUUUCUCCGUUCAAUCUUUCCCAUUAUCCACCCCCUCCGCCGAUGGGUUCAAUGAAGUAAAGGUCGGAUCCACCAUGGAAAUCGAGUCCAGGAUGGAGAUGGCGGGUCGGGUCAAGGUUUUGUACUUAUUCAGCCAUCGCGUGGAGGCCAAGGCUGGAUGCAGAGUUGCCAUUGGCGUGAGCGAUGGCUCUGUUUUAGGUCUCCACUGCUAAUUCUUUCUCCUUCUUGUUUGAUUUGCCUUUAAUCUAAUCAAUGCAAAACUGUAGUUAUUAAUUGCUAGUCAUUGGACUUAACCGUGUCAUUUUUCUUUUUGUUUUUGCGACUUGAGCUAUGAUUGUAUACUGAGUUGGGCAUGGAAUUGUAAAAAUGGAUUUUGAUUGUCCUCUUGAAUGUUAGGUUUUGUAAUUCUGGUUCAA